GUAACAAGCAAUUUUAUAACCUAAGCAUUAGAUGUGUGGACAUUGAGAUAAUAAUAAUACGAUGAUAAAUUAACAGUUCGAGCGAAAAUACUCUGUAUCGACAUUUAGUGCUGAUGGAAAGAUUAGCGAAGAUAUAAUAUAUCAAAUAUUCAUGCAUGUGUCGCCGAUGUUAAAAAUGAAAUAUUAACCAAGAAUCGUCGCAUUUAAUCUUAUCAAUAACUUUGUAAAGUCAUCGUUCUUUUACAACACUGUUCUAAUCACGAUGCGAGGUUUAAUCGAUCAAUCUUGCGAUUUUGAUCUGAAAUCGUAGUGAGGGAAAUCAUCGCGGAACAAAGAGCACACAAACGAAAUUUUUUUAGAAGAUUUUCUUGAAAAAGAUUGUUGUGUAAGAUGGAAACUGUGAAAUACUAUGCGAAUUUCAUAGAUCCUCACUGGAUUACUGUAGUAGCAACAGGUUUAUAUACUCAUUUGCGACAAAUCUGCAUAAUUGGUUUGUGUUUUGAGGAGGAAAACGCUUUGCCUUUCGAUCCAUCAUACGCGUCGGUACUAUUUGUGUUCUCAGUUUUGUGCCUACUAGCGGAAUACAAACUAUGGCCUAUAACUCUUAAAGAACCACCAAUCCAGCUGUUAUACAUUUACGAAAUGUUAAUAGCUGCAUUGAGCACGAAUUUGGCAAUCCAUAUGGUAUGGAUACCAAUGAUGCAUGUAAUUUUCUGUCUAACUCAAGAAUCUAGUAAAUGGUUGUUAUGGUUGAAUAGUACUAUAGGUCUGGAUAGCUAUUCUUGGUUAACUUUCUUUGCGGAUUACAUGGCUAGAGACUACGCAGCCACGUACAUGGCAUUUUGCAUGUCAUUAUUGUCUUUUGUGUGGAUGCUAGACGCCACCGAAUCACUGGACACAUUUCUGGAUACGUGGAGCAAGUAGUGAAUUCUGAAAACUUCAAAUCUUAUCCGCAAAAUUAUCCGACAUACGUGUACAGUUCACGAAGGCAAGACAUCCCAAACGCAAAAAGGUUACCUUCAGCAAUCCUGAAGUGACUCAAUCAUUCUUUUAUAGAUUCUGUCAGAUGAAUCCUUUUACGAUAAAUUUUAGAAAUCAUA
Messenger RNA from Mycetomoellerius zeteki, 1100 nucleotides. RefSeq lists its product as uncharacterized. NCBI's taxonomy places the organism in Eukaryota, Metazoa, Arthropoda, Insecta, Hymenoptera, Formicidae. The coding region runs from base 391 to 924 and encodes 177 amino acids. The transcript is spliced from 5 exons. The record is from RefSeq and is a predicted model, not a curated record.